GCCAGUUUCUCUAAAAACGUCGCGACGUUACGUCUGCUACAUCAGACGGCGAUGCCGCAGUCCGUUCACUCCAACGCGUACCUGGCAGCAAUAGGGAAAUUUACUUUUAAAAUUUCUUUCGAAUACUAAUGUUUCAAACUAGCUUAUUUUCAAGAUAAAACAUCCUAGAAACCAAAAUAGAAUGGAUUUAUUUGAAUUUAUCGAAGCCGCGUCUGGAUUAGACUUUAAAUUCUAACGAUGUUUGAUAAUGAAACAAUUUUCCUCGGUGUCUGAUCCUGCUUUGUCUUUGAAUAACAAUUUAGAAAUCAAUGAUAUCGUCUCAAGCAGAUUCAAUCCUUCAGGUUCUACGUCUUACGAAAAACAAGAUUUCAAUGGAAAUCAUAGACAUUUUCAUAAGCUAAUCAUUUCACCUGACGUGAAAUUUGAUUUUCAUAGUGAAUUGAAGGUUAUUAGGUCAACUAUGUACGAGCCCGUUCUCGAUCGAUGUGUCACUACUACAAUUAUCAAACCGAAAAGACAUUCAAUCGAUGAUGUUUGUAUUUAUGACAGCACCAACAAAAUCUCUCAGGACUCACCGCCUGAAAAACCUUCUAGGCGACAAAAUAAAUUUUCAAAACAUAUCUACUCACAGAAGGAAAAUGAAAUGUCAUCUUCUGCUAAAAUGCUAACUGCAAAUGGUGAUAAAACAACCAUCGAUAUAGAGCAGAGAAAUUUAGAUAAUACUAAAAACAAAAAAAAUGAUGCUUCCGUCCAAACCUUACAUCUUGUACCUUACCGACUGCGAUUUGUACCAGGAACAGAAUGUGAUGUAAAACUGAGUCCUUCCGAAACAAAUUGUGCUCUUAAAUUGACAUGCUGUUGUCGAAUGUUCAGUCAAUGGAUUUUAUCUCAAGUGGGAUUAAGUAUAAUUGUUUUUACGUGGGCUUUACUUGGAGCUUAUGCGUUUUAUAAAACAGAAGGUCCACGGGAGUUAGCGCAAGCCGGAAUAUUGGCGAAAAUUCAAAAAGAUCUUUCCGUAGAAUUAGCCACAGAAUUGAAGAAAAAUGAAGAUCAGCCAGAGUUGUGGUCGAGCUUAAUACAUACGUAUUUUGAAAAACACGAAAAAGUUUUCCUCGAAGCUGUCGGGGCAGGUUUUGGUGAAGGAGGAGGAGGAAAUAUAUGGACGUAUCCCGGCUGUGUUCUAUUUGCUGUAUCUUUACUCACAACGUUAGGUUUUGGUGCUCCAGUGCCACGAACGCCACUAGGAAGAGGAGUUGCAGUUUUGUUUGCAGCUAUUGGCAUUCCUCUCCACUUCCUUUUAAUUCUAAACAUGGGUAAUUUGGGUUCCAUUAGGCUCCAGCAAUUAGCAUAUCGUAACUGCCUAACAGAAGUUCCUUCAACUCCAAAACCUAAGUGGUUAAAGUUCUUCCCUCUCCUAUCCGUUGUCUGUUAUUACAUACUAGGUGUGAUUUUGUUUGGUGUUGUUAGGCAACGACAACCAAUAGACUGUCUGAUGUUCCCCUUGGAUUUCACCGCUGCAGGUGGUGUCGCAACUGUAGAGGGUAAAGUCAGAAUAUUUUACGCCCUCUACUUAGAACUGGCAAUGACUUUAGCUGCUACUAUAGUUUCCUUACUCCAAGCUUCUGCUAGUCGAGGAAUUGUCGAUAUAGGUUUAAAAUUAGGCUUACUCACCAAUACUUGAUGCUAUUUACCCUUAAGUUUUGGUGUUUGGUGUUUUAAGUUCAAAAAGGAAAUCGCACACAUAUCCAAGGAUCAAAAUACCUCGCUUGUUCGUUUUUGCACAAAAAAUUUUAUAGUCAUAUUUCAACAAGAUAUAUCACAAGUUAUAAGAAAAAAAUUAUUAAAGAACAAUAAAUAUUGUCAUUUUUAUAUUACUGUGCCUUAUUAGUUGAGGCUACCAAGGUUUUCACCUCCGCUUUCCAUAAACCUCCAUCGACAUUAAUGAAAUUUUCACAGCAUCUAGGGAAUACUUCAAGCAAAAUCUACCCUACACUGAUGUGUGCUUUUGCACUAGGGGUGAGUUCUUGGCAUUUUAGUUAUGCGCGAUUGAAAACUUGAAAUAUUGUUGAGAAAAAAAGACUUUUUUAAUUAAUUUUUCAUGAAUAACUCAAAUGCUUUUAAUUUUAUCAGAAAAAGUAUGAGAACUAAAAAUUGAGCUAAUAAAUAAACAAAGAUAUUGGUUUAUUUAAAUUUGCUUUAGGUAUAAUACAAACCAAGUUAUGAUUUAUUGAAGGUUGAAUAUUUUUAUCGAACGAAAAGUUCGUCGAAUAACGGUAAAACGGUCAACUUUUCGAGGUAAUUGCAAAUAAUCUUUUUCAAAGUACUUUUAAAAAGCUUUAAAAUGGUAGUUAGUAGAACUCUCUAGCAUAAAAACUAAGAAAGUUGUGGCCGGAAUAAAAUCGAUUUAUUCCACCCUUAACAAUAGUGCCCAAAUUGCAAUAAAAAUAUAAUCCACAGAUGAUUUACUUUAUUUUCGUACUAAUAAUGAUUUCUAGAAAUUUGAACGAUUUAGAAUGCAUGUGGGGGUGAUUUAUAAGGGAUAAAAUACAUCAAGUAGGGUUGAAAAAUUAUAAAUACUAUAUUAAAGCAUCAAACAAGUUAUAUCCAAACCUUAAAAAUAUUUUUCUACUCAUAAAAUAUAAAUAAGGGGAUAGUUUUCAUCUCUAAGAGUAAUGAACACAUAGCGGAUUAAGCUAGAUUUUGAAGAUAUGGGUAACUCGAACUUAAUUCCAAAUUUUCAUGUACAUUAAAGUAGGUUCAUGGAAAUCGCAAGUGAAUCGAUGCAAGUUCAUGGACAUCGGAGGUAAUACCUCAUUUUCACCUUUGUAGUCUGGACUAUAUGAAGCAAAAAACAAUUGAAACAACUGAUACGUAAAAUUUUGAAAAGUCAAUAUAUCACUAUUAACAUCCAAGUUGUAAUUACACUCACAGUUACACCUUCUGGAGCUUGGAUCUUUCCUUAGGUCGCUACUUCAAAUCUCAAGUUCUAUGAACCAGAUAAUGUAAUUGUACGUGUAGAACAAGUGUGUUCAGUAUAUUAUUAAUGAAUCACAGAACUUUGGUAACAUAUAUUACGUAACAUUUAAUAUAUAACAAAAACAUUGCUAAUGAGAAAGAAGUCAAAACCCGAUAUUUUUACAAAACUUAUUUAAAAGGAAAUUAAAAAAAUUAAUUUUUAUUUUUCAUUUCGGCUACUUCGACAUCACUUUCUUCAAUAAGAUCUUCUGUAUCUUGUUGCUUACCUCUAGUAGUUUUCGAUUUAUUUACCUCUUGUUUCCUAUUGUUAUUUAAAUCAAUAUUAGUAGAAUCUUUAUCGGGUGUGUUCUUACCUUCUAAAACUGAACGAAUGGCAUCUAAAAGCGCCAAUUUUUCGUUUGUCGCAAAUGUUUUAUUUCCUAUAAUUUUAAGAAGCAACAAUCAAUUUCAAUACAUUCCAAGAUAUCGUGUGUAAUGAUAUAUUUAUCACUUGUUGAGAAUAAAAUUGGAAUAAACUA
Molecule: messenger RNA, 3494 nt
Organism: Diorhabda sublineata
Lineage: Eukaryota; Metazoa; Arthropoda; Insecta; Coleoptera; Chrysomelidae
Exons: 8
Coding region: 248-1681 (477 amino acids)
Biological process (GO): stabilization of membrane potential; potassium ion transmembrane transport
Cellular component (GO): membrane
Molecular function (GO): potassium ion leak channel activity
Source: RefSeq, a predicted model, not a curated record